ACGUCUUCCUUGGUUGUAAACAUUACGUGUAGAAGUUGCGCAACUUCCCCGUUGCCCUGAAUUGUCCUUACCCAUGAUGCACCGCGGUCGUUCUUAGUGGUAAAAAUGGCGGCGAGGGCACCAGUGGCGUCAGGCAGGCUCCUGGUUGGAUUCCGCAAAUGGUACUACAACAUGUGCGGCUUCAACAAGUUCGGUUUAUUGCGCGAUGACACAAUCUAUGAGGAUGACGAUGUGAAAGAAGCCCUGCGGAGGCUUCCGGAGACCCAAUACAACGACAGGAUGUUCAGGAUGAAGAGAGCGCUGGAUCUCUCCAUGAAGCAGCAGAUCCUCCCUAAAGACCAGUGGACGAAAUAUGAAGAGGAUGUCCAUUACCUGUCACCAUAUCUGGACGAGGUGAUCCGUGAGAGGCAAGAAAAAGCGGAGUGGAUGAAGAAAUAAAUGCUUCCUGCUCAAAGCUGUUAACCUUCCUCUUUGAUCGGUGCAUGAUUGUCCCCUGUUGUAGUAUUUAAAAUGAAAUGUGAUCUAUAUAAGACAGUGCUCAUUAAAGAAAUGUACAUUUUGGAA
This is a messenger RNA of Larimichthys crocea (large yellow croaker), 564 nucleotides long. RefSeq names its product ubiquinol-cytochrome c reductase binding protein (gene uqcrb). The record is from RefSeq and is a predicted model, not a curated record. Gene Ontology annotation, biological process: mitochondrial electron transport, ubiquinol to cytochrome c. The transcript has 4 exons. The coding region runs from base 106 to 438 and encodes 110 amino acids. Gene Ontology annotation, cellular component: respiratory chain complex III. Lineage: Eukaryota; Metazoa; Chordata; Actinopteri; Sciaenidae.